GAGAGAAGGUUGCGGAAGGUUACUGGAGGACGGUGGCGUGACUUAAUUUCCCUAUUUUAAUGCAGAAUUAACUUGUGGUUGGAUGAAAAUGAUAACCCAGUGUUGUAUGUGAUUGUUCCUGAUUUGAUUCGAUUUGUGUUUUGGUGAUUUAGCUGUACUCUGAACUGUUAUUUUUAUUUAUUUAACAUUAAAAUAGUGAAUUGCAGUGAGCUGAAGUUUUGGAUACUUUAUCGAUAGGAAAAUAAAACUGAAGGGAAUACUGAAUCAGAUGAUGGACGGGUUGCAUUAAUGGCCGGUUCGUGGCGCCUGACGCGUGCAUGGUAUUCAUCCCAGGGGCAGGAAGCGCCAUGCAGUUCCUUGACACGAUCAUGCACGUCAUAGACCAACUCGACCGGGUGUAAAACAGGAGCUCCAGAGUCCUCUGCAGCAAGUGAUGUGAAGGUUGCGGUCCUCCAAGCAGCGCCGGCGAGAGAACGAGGGCGAAUCGGCAGCAAAGGCAAGCAGCAUGACCACUAACACGCAGGGGUCGCGAGGGACGCCAGCGGAAUUGAGUCGCAUUCUCAAGAAAGUCAAGAAUGUUCUGGAGGAUCAAAAGAGCAAGUCGCCGGACUGGAGGUCAUCGUCGGCGGACUCUGAUGCGAAGGAUGCCGACCUGUCCGUGCGGGACUCCGCAGGACACCUGGACGACGUCAACGAGGCAUUCGGCGCUUGCCAGACGGUGGAGUGGAAGGAGCAGGAGUACCGCUACCUCCGGUCCAAGCUGAUGGGCCACAGAAGGCGGGACGCGGCCAACGGGUCGAGUGCCAUGCUGCUUGGGAGCGCCACCCUCCCCGCCGUGCACAAGGCGCUGCUGAGGUCCCUCUCCACCCCCGACCCGCCGCAGGUCGAGCCGCGCAGUUACAAGUCAUUCCUGCGGCAGCGGCGGGCAUCACUUGCCCUCGAGGCCGACCCGCCAGGAUCUUGCGGUUGUGGAGUCAGAGACGCCAAGAACAGGAAGCGCAGAAGUGAAAUAAUAGCCAAAGAUGUGAAGGGAAAGAUAUCGCUCGAGCGCGAAAUAGCAUUGAUGAGAGAGAUGUCAAACCCCGAAUGUGCCAAAAUCGUUUCUUUCGUCAAGUCCAGCGCCUGGGCCUCUCGAGAGUCUAUUCUGUCCACGACUUCCCGAAGUUUCGAGUCCAGUGAGGAGGACGCUAUAAGUGUUGUGCUGAAUACCAGCGUCGUGGGGGAGUCCUCCGAAGAAGAAAGUCAAAAGCGCCAGUGUUUGCAGCGAUCAGUGUCGGAGGAGACGCUGAUCUACCAGCAGGAGGGCACCUUGGAGAAGCCACAGGAACCAAGCGGAGAUCAAGGUUCCAACCAUGAGUGCGAGGGCAAGCACGCCCUGGGCGACUCCUGCUCUUGCUGUCAGGGAAGUCCUUCGUGCCUCAAGGAUGACCCGGGAGGGAGCAGCACACAGCGGUCCACCACGUCGAUGAAAAGCAUUUUCGACUCCAUCCCUCAUAUCGACUCCUCCUCCGAGGACGAGGGCGAGGACUUCAGGACGAAAACGGUCGGCACGGUUCCUAGUCCCGCGUCGACGCCCGAAAAGCAUACCAAAGAUUUCCCACCGGAAUGCCCUCCUCUGUGCCUGCCCGAGGAGGACUUCGAUACCAACAGCGCUGACGAUUGCCAGGCUGAGGCCGAGUGUCACGACGCCGACCAGCUAACGUCAUCCCAGACUAAAGGUAAGAAAGUCCAUUAUCGUGUAGUCUCUGGGUAUUUCAAGUCCACAAGAUGA
Molecule: messenger RNA, 1771 nt
Organism: Penaeus vannamei (Pacific white shrimp)
Lineage: Eukaryota; Metazoa; Arthropoda; Malacostraca; Decapoda; Penaeidae
Source: RefSeq, a predicted model, not a curated record